This is a messenger RNA of Pomacea canaliculata, 3052 nucleotides long. RefSeq names its product conserved oligomeric Golgi complex subunit 5-like. NCBI's taxonomy places the organism in Eukaryota, Metazoa, Mollusca, Gastropoda, Architaenioglossa, Ampullariidae. The record is from RefSeq and is a predicted model, not a curated record. Gene Ontology annotation, biological process: intra-Golgi vesicle-mediated transport. Gene Ontology annotation, cellular component: COG complex.
UCCGGAAGCAACAUGGCAGACAACGACGUGUGGCAGCUUAUAAACAAUGAUGAUCUGUUCAAACAAUUUCUUAAUGAGAACUUUGAUGUCAAAGAACAUGCCAAUAAAGUUAUUCAAGGCAUGGCUAUUUCACAGCAACUUGGCAAGCUCGCUGAAGGCAUUUCACUCCUUGAUAAAGAGAUUCAUUCUCAGAUAGUUGAUCAUCAUGAAGAUCUCCUCUCUCAGGCAACUAGUGUUGAAACUUUGGAAGGUGUACUUCAGAUGAUGCAGACUAGAACACAGUCACUGCUGUCAGCAAUGGACAGAAUCAGAGCAAAGGUCUCAGAACCAUAUACAAAGAUUUUGGCAAGAACAACACAACUCAGACAUCUACAUGAAACAUGUGAUCUGUUGCGAAGAAUAAUUCGCAUUAUGUAUCUUACAAAACGUUUGCGAACUCAGCUACAAGGAGGUGCAAGGGAGAUCACCAAAGCUGCCCAGAGCCUGAACGAGUUAGACUAUGUUUGUGAGGGAGUGGACCUUGGAGUGGAGGUGAUUGAGACAGACCGUCGUUUUAUAAAACAAGCCCGCAAAGAUAUAGAGAUGCAAGCACAGAAGAUGCUAGAACAGGGCAUGGAAACACAGAACCAGACACAGGUAGCCACCUCUCUACAAGUGUUUCAUAAUCUGGGUGUUCUUGCCACUGUUGUGGAGCGAGUUGUGGAGAGCUGCUAUAAAAAUUUGCACCGUAGCAUCCGCAGCUGCAUGGAUGUGACAGCCUUGACCCAGCAGCAGUCUCUGGGUACUUCAAAAGGAGGUCCAGGAAGAGCAGCUAUGCCUGUUCCUGGUAAUACAGCAGCUUUAAGGGCAAGUUUGUGGACAAACAUGGAAAAACUAAUGGACAGCAUUUAUUCUGCUUGUGCUCAGAUUCAACAUCUGCAGAAAGUUUUAGUCAAGAAACGAGAUCCUGUGACCCACGUCUGCUUUAUUGAUGAGCUGACAAAGCAUUGUCCAGGGAACCUAAAUAUUACUCAAACAUUCUGGGAUGUCACAAAGAUGUUAACCCAGGAAUUCCGAGAUGCUUCAGAAUCAUCUUCGUUUUUGAAGCAGGCAUUUGAAGGAGAGUAUCCAAAACUGCUUCGCCUGUAUAGUGACCUGUGGCGCCGCCUUCAGCAAUUUUCUCUCACAGUCAAUGUCACGGCAAGUUCUGGUGCCUCAGAUCUGCUGUCUCUGGAGGAUACCACAAAAGAAGAGGACAUCUUUAUACCUAGUGACAAGACAAAUCAUGCUUAUGAUUCAGAGAAGGCACUACGUGACACACUUGGUGACUUUGAGAAUGCAUACUUGUCCCGCUCUCUUUCACGACUAUUUGAUCCCAUUAAUUUGGUGUACACUUCGAAUACCUGUGAUCCACCCACAUCAGAGGAAGUGGAGACUAUCAUAAAGACUAUAUCUAGUGAACUUCAUGUUGCCAGCGUAGACACCAAACUUAGCGUCACCAUUGCCAAAAAUGUUUCUAAGACUAUCCAGCUCCUCUGUGUCAAAAGCGAGCAGCUGCUGUGUACUGAUAGUGAAGCUAGCCAAGUGAUUGGUCCCCCAACACAAGGACAGCUUCGAAAUGCAGCCACAGUCAAUGUUUUGUUCCAGUUCCACCAGGCAAUUUUGAAGCUUGUUACAGGCUUGAACAGUACUCCAGAUGAAGCCAAAGAAUGUGUGAUGGCAUCCCUCGAGCAAGUUGUGCAACUGAUGGGAACAGCUAUUACACUGCUUUUGUCUUCCAUCAACGAUGCUCUGGAGGCCAUCAUUCUUACUAUGCACCAGGAGGACUUCUCCAGCCCUGCUCCCACUGGCAACCAAGCUGAUGCUCCAUGCUCCUUGUUCAUGAAGGAAUUACAGGGCUUUGUCUCCCGCUGCCAGACAGACUAUCUUUCACAUUUCUUGUGUCAGGACUUCAUCAUGGACAACAUACAGCCUGUGGCAAGGAGGUGUGUUGAGCUAUUUGUGCGACAUGCCAGCUUGAUAAGACCUCUUGGCGAGGGUGGCAAGCUGCGCCUAGCUGCAGAUUUUGCACAGAUGGAAAUGGCCAUUUCCCCUUUCUGCCGUCGUGUUGCAGACCUGGGGCGUGACUAUCGUAUACUGCGUGCCUUCAGGCCUCUCCUCUUUCAAACGGUAGAGCAUGUCGCACAAAGUCCUGCCCUUGGAGAGAUCAUUCCUUACAGCACUGUGUUGCAUUUUCUGUUUGCCAGAGCUCCAGCUGAGCUUAGGUCACCUCAUCAGGUAUCUGACUGGUCAGUCAGUAGAUACUCCCAGUGGCUCGAUAAUCAUCCAAAUGAGGUGGAUCGCCUCAAGCUAAUCAAAGGCGCUCUGGAAGCCUAUGCCAAAGUUGUUCGACAAAAACAAGGCAAGGAAUAUGCUGCUGUCUACCCGAUCAUGCUUGAUUUGUUACAAAAAGGACUGCAGUGAAAUUAGCCUGCCUUGUUUUUGAACUUAUAAAAAAGCAUUGGAUGGUGAAAUUAGCACUACAGCCCACGGGCUUCAUCCGACCCACUCAUUUUAACCAGACACAAACAUAAAUUCAUUUUUAACGUCGUGAUGAUUCUAAUAAAACAGCCAUGUUCCGGCCCGCAAGAUUUUUUUAUAUGUCCAGUCCAGCCCUCAGGUGAGAAAAGGUUGGGCACCUCUGAACUAGCGUGACCAAUAUUACUGUUCCUUAUCUGUCACUAUGUGGGUUGCUUUCAUGUUCAUUACAUGCUAUAUGGCAGUUUCUUAGUUUAUGGGUAUGCUCCAGCAGUUGCAUUUUUAAAAGGGUUAAUCAUCUCCACAUGACAUGGAAUGGCUGUUAGUGGGAAUUCUGUUGGGGAUAUUUUUGUUGGCUGUGAAUAAACUGGUGAAUAGUUGAAUGAAUGGAUGAUGAGAAAAAUGUAAGAGUAUAUAAGUCUGUAAAUACUGUGACAAACCACUUCUGUUUUAAGUAAUUUUAUUAUUUGGGCAUGGGAAGAAUUAUUUCAUUAAGUGUAUUCAUCUGUUUUGGCUUGAAUUUCUAAUUAUUACAGUACAGAAGUUAACAAGUUUA